Messenger RNA from Osmerus eperlanus (European smelt), 1625 nucleotides. RefSeq lists its product as uncharacterized. Bases 22 to 1134 code for a protein of 370 amino acids. The record is from RefSeq and is a predicted model, not a curated record. Lineage: Eukaryota; Metazoa; Chordata; Actinopteri; Osmeriformes; Osmeridae. The transcript is spliced from 2 exons.
CUGCACAUUAUUUAGGCUACAAUGUCUCUUAAAAUGGCCCGGGAGCACUUGUUAUAUUCUUUAGAUGAUAAUUUAAUAACAGAGGAGGAGUUUACAUUACUGCAUGACAUGAACAGGUCCAGCAAUUUAGAUUUGCCGUAUAAACAGUAUACACCUUUUAAUUUGGAUGAUAUGGAGGACGAUGAAUGCCUUGCUGAGUUUCGGGUGAGAAAAACUGACAUACCACUGCUGGUGGAGGCUCUUGGCAUACCCGACGAGUUCGUCUGCGAGCAGAGAAGUGUGGUGGCUGGCACAGAGGCGCUCUGCAUGCUACUAAAGAGGCUCACAUACCCAUGCCGUUAUAGCGACAUGAUGCAGCGAUUUGGGCAGCGACCAGUACCAGUCUUGUGCAUGGCAACAAAUUGCGUGCUAGAUUUCAUUUACGAUGUUCACCAUCGCAGAAUUACCGAGUGGAACAACACAAUUUUAAACCCAGUUGCUUUGCAAACAUAUGCUGACUGCAUACAACAAAUGGGCACACCACUGGACAACUGCUUUGGCUUCAUAGACGGCACAGUACGACCUAUCGCCAGACCAGGAAUGAACCAGCGGGUGAUGUACAAUGGCCACAAAAGAGUGCAUAGCUUGAAGUUCCAGGCAGUUGCCAUCCCAAAUGGCUUAAUUGCCCACCUACAUGGUCCAGUAGAGGGAAGGAAACAUGAUUCAGGGCUUUUAGCAGACUCUGGUUUACUACCUGUAAUGGAACAGCAUGCAGUGUCCCCAGCCGGCCAUCCAAUGUGCCUAUAUGGAGAUCCUGCAUAUCCACUGCGUGUCCACCUCCAGGCCCCAUUCAGAAAUGUCAAUCUCACUCCCCAGAUGAUGGCAUUCAACAAAUGCAUGAGUGAAGUGAGAGUGUCUGUAGAGUGGAUGUUUGGAGACAUCGCCAAUUAUUUUAAGUUCAUGGACUUUAAGAAAAAUUUAAAAAUUGGGUUGAGUAGCGUAGGCAAACUGUACAUUGUAUCUGCUUUAUUAAGAAAUGCACUCACUUGCCUGUAUGGUAAUCAGACAUCCACAUUUUUUAAAUUGGAUCCUCCACACAUUCUGGACUAUUUUUCAUUAGUUAUUUACUCUCUGUCGAGUGCAUAUGUUAACUAAGGCUAAAGCCUUAACCCACAAAUCCAUUGAAAUAAAUUACUAAAUUCUAUACACCUUUGACAUUUUUAUGGUAUUAGUGUGAAUAUAUAUAUAAUGAUAAUAUUGUAGUAUAAAAUUGUAUUUAAUUGUUAAUCAAGACAUGUUAUAGUAGCAAGACUAUAAGAUCUCACCUUAACCCUCGUGCUGCCUUCGGGUCACAUGACCCAAAGGUUCAUAACGAACCAUCGUUGUGUUUACCCAAUUUUACCCAAUACAAAAACAAAUUAAAAUAAUUUUCUUUUAACCUUUGCAAUGUGGGGGGUCUGAGACAGCCUAGCUGUUAAAAGAAAAUGCUUCACUUUGUCUUUGUAUGCGGUAAAUCUGUCGCAAUACGACGGUGGGUCACAAUGACUGAUGGGUCAGAAUGACCCGAAGAUAACACAAGGGUUAAUAAAGAGCAAUGUCCCGACAUGCAUGUAUAAUAUUUUGUUUUAUUAUUAAACAUCGGUCAU